UCAGAAAAUCACGAAGACGACGAGUGAAGAAGAAGAGAGGAGAAAAAGCAAUGGGGAGAAAGAAGGGAUUACCGGAGUUCGAAGAAUCGGCGCCGGAUGGAUUUGAUCCGGCCAAUCCUUACAAGGAUCCGGUGGCGAUGGUUGAAAUGAGAGAACACAUCGUUCGAGAGAAAUGGAUCCAAAUCGAGAAAGCUAAGAUCUUGCGUGAGAAGGUCAAAUGGUGUUACCGCGUCGAAGGAGUCAAUCACUACCAGAAAUGUCGUCAUCUUGUUCAGCAGUAUCUUGAUUCCACUCGCGGCGUCGGUUGGGGAAAGGAUCAUCGUCCUAUUUCGCUCCACGGUCCCAAACCGGAGGCUGUUGAAGCUGAAUAAUGUUGUGUGCCUCAGUGAUCUCUUAGAUGUCUGAGCUUUUGAUAUGGGACAUAAAAUGGAUCUUUUCAGAAGAUAAUGGCUCCCUGAUUUCUUCCGAACGCUGUGCAAAUUUCUCUUAUUCUUAGAAACUUGUGGGUCUUUGGACCAAUGGAUUCAUGUAAUUGAGCUUUGAGUAUUGUUACACUCCACAGUAUCCGUUUCUGAUUGUCAAAUAAGUCCCUUUUUUCGCUC
Molecule: messenger RNA, 602 nt
Organism: Arabidopsis lyrata subsp. lyrata
Lineage: Eukaryota; Viridiplantae; Streptophyta; Magnoliopsida; Brassicales; Brassicaceae
Product: NADH dehydrogenase [ubiquinone] 1 beta subcomplex subunit 10-B
Exons: 3
Coding region: 51-371 (106 amino acids)
Source: RefSeq, a predicted model, not a curated record